AUGGACUUCAUGAAUACCAGGACUCUAGCACUCCACAAUCAUCCCCCAGGCGAUACAUGCGGCAAGAAGGAAGACAGUCUUUCGAAAGACGAGGAAGAGACUCCUAUCACCCCAGAGGACAGUCUCGAUGCUCUGAUUGCCGAGCUCGAGGAAGAAGAUGGAAAAGAACCUGACCCCGAAGUCCUCACAAUCGGCCCGGGAGCUGAUCGACCCAUCCCAAACACUCUGCUGCAAACCAGCCUGGCAACUGGUCUCACAGACUUUGAGGUCAGCGUUAUGCGAAGAAAGUAUGGCUGGAACCGUCUGCAUGAGCAGAAAAGAAGCAACAUCGUCAAGUUCUUGAAGCUCUUUGUCGGGUCUGUGCAGUUUGUCAUGGAGGUUGCAGCCCUCUUGGCUGCUGGCCUUCAAGACUGGAUCGAUUUUGGUGUCAUCUGUGCACUUCUUCUCCUCAACGCCAUCGUCGGAUUUGCCCAGGAAUACCACGCCGGUAAUAUCGUCGACAGUCUCAAAGAGAACCUGGCACUCAAGGCCACUGUCAUUCGCAAUGGGGAGAUGUUUGAGGUGCCUUCACAGGAUGUCGUGCCAGGAGAUGUCGUUCAUGUGGAUGAUGGCACGAUUGUACCAGCCGAUGGCGUAAUCGUUUCCGAUGGCACGCAUUUACAAGUCGAUCAGUCCUCAAUCACCGGCGAGUCACUGGCAGUGGACAAACAUCAGGGUGACCGCUGCUUUUCUUCAUCUGCUAUCAAGCGUGGUAGCGGCCUUCUCAUCGUGACCCAUACUGGUGAUCGAACUUUUGUCGGAGCGGCAGCAGAACUGGUCAACAAGGCUGACAAUGGAACUGGCCACUUCACUAAAGUUCUUGAUCAAAUUGGUAGGAUCCUUCUCACGCUAGUUGUUCUCACUCUCCUUGUCGUCUGGAUCGCCUCCUUCUACCGAUCCGACUCUAUCGUUGAAAUCCUGGAAUACACUCUGGCCAUCACAGUUGUUGGGGUGCCUGUUGGCCUCCCCGCAGUCGUCACUACAACCAUGGCCGUGGGUGCUUCGUAUCUGGCCAAGAGUUCUGCCAUUGUUCAGAAGCUUUCGGCAAUCGAAUCCCUAGCUGGAGUAGAAGUCCUCUGUUCCGACAAGACUGGCACUCUCACUCGAAACAAGCUCGCAUUGGGUGAGCCUUACACAACUCCAGGGAUUGAUCGAGAGGCUCUCAUGCUCACAGCCUGUCUGGCUGCCACUCGCAAGAAGAAAGGGAUUGAUGCUAUCGACAGGGUCUUCAUUAAGGGCUUGAGAGGAUAUCCUCAUGCCAAGAGUCGGAUCGAAACCUUCAGAACUAUCGAAUUUUAUCCGUUUGAUCCGGUUUCAAAGAAGGUAACAGCCGUGGUGGAAUCGUCCCAAGGCGAACAGAUCAUAUGUGUUAAAGGGGCUCCUAUUCCAGUCUUGAACACUGUCAAAGAAGACCAGCCUGUUCCCGUGGAUAUUGAGAAUGCCUACGUGGCCAGGGUCACCGAGUUUGCCAGCCGUGGAUUCCGGGCUCUUGGAAUUGCCCGAAAAGGCGCCGAUGGAGUAUGGCAAAUCAUGGGGAUCAUGCCCUGCUCAGACCCUCCACGUCAUGACACCGCAAAGACUAUCAUCGAAGCCCAGCGCUUAGGGCUUCGCAUCAAGAUGCUGACUGGAGAUGCCGUGGGAAUUGCGCGAGAGACAGCCCGCCAACUUGGCCUCGGCACCAACAUCUAUAACGCAGAAAAACUCGGAGUCACCGGCGCUGGAGAUAUGCCCGGCUCGGAGGUCAACGACUUCGUUGAGGCAGCUGAUGGCUUUGCCGAAGUCUUCCCUCAGCACAAGUACAGCGUUGUGGAGAUUCUUCAGAAGCGCGGCCUUCUGGUGGCUAUGACUGGAGAUGGUGUGAAUGAUGCCCCAUCUCUCAAAAAAGCCGACACAGGCAUCGCGGUCGAGGGUGCUUCGGAUGCUGCUCGCUCGGCUGCCGACAUUGUCUUUCUUGCGCCCGGCCUAUCUGCAAUCAUCACUGCCAUCAAGGUGUCACGCCAGAUCUUUCAUCGAAUGUAUGCAUAUGUCAUCUACCGAAUCGCUCUGUCUUUACAUCUGGAGAUCUUCUUCGGACUGUGGAUCGCCACCAUGAAUGAAGGCCUCGACCUUCGCCUGGUUGUGCUUCUGGCCAUCUUCGCCGAUAUUGCAACUCUGGCAAUUGCCUAUGACAACGCGCCGUACUCAGAGUCACCUGUCAAAUGGAAUUUACCCAAACUAUGGGGUAUCGCUGUCGUCAUGGGCAUGAUUUUGGCAGCUGGUUCCUGGAUUGCAUUCGGUACCAUGCUGCUGCGUGGCGAGGAAGGAGGCUUGGUGCAAAAUUUUGGAGCUCGUGACUCGGUUCUCUUUCUGGAGAUCGCCCUUACGCAGAACUGGUUAAUCUUCAUCACUCGAGGAGUUAAGAGUCCCAUCUGGAAGCAUCUUCCGUCCUUGCAGCUCUUCCUUGCAGUCCUGGUGGUGGAUAUUGCGGCCACUUUAAUGGUUAUCUUCGGUGUGUUUGUAAACAGAAACACUUCUAUCGUGACCAUUGUCCGCGUGUGGGGCUUUUCUUUGGGAGUGGAAGUUGUCUGCUUUGUUGUGUACAACUUCUUGCAGAGCUCGGAAGCAUUUGACAACAUCAUGCACGGACGGAGCCCACGCGGCAAAGGUAGGGAGCGAUCGUUCGAGGAUUUUGCGAUCAACAUGCAGCGACUGGCGAGCCAACACGAGAAGACCUCUUGA
This is a messenger RNA of Penicillium atrosanguineum, 2757 nucleotides long. Its product is annotated as plasma-membrane proton-efflux P-type ATPase. Gene Ontology annotation, biological process: proton export across plasma membrane; regulation of intracellular pH. Gene Ontology annotation, cellular component: plasma membrane. Lineage: Eukaryota; Fungi; Ascomycota; Eurotiomycetes; Eurotiales; Aspergillaceae. Gene Ontology annotation, molecular function: ATP binding; ATP hydrolysis activity; P-type proton-exporting transporter activity. The record is from RefSeq and is a predicted model, not a curated record. Bases 1 to 2757 code for a protein of 918 amino acids. The transcript is spliced from 4 exons.